CUUGAAUUCUGCUACACAUACUUUUUAUUGCCAUUUUCAUUAUUUUAAUUUUUAGUUUCUUCAUUUAAUUUCAGAAACACACAUCCUUACAGAUUCCCUCUCAUUUUCUCAUGAACAUUAUGCAGGUGAGUCAGCAUCCCAAAUCAACCAAACCACAAGGAAAAGAAAAAAUUAAUCGAAUACUUCAAUAUAAGAAAGUUGGGAAGAAAAUGAAGAAGUCAGAGUCGGAUCAUAGUUUUUACAUAGAGAGUGAAGAGGAGGAAGAUGAAGAGAAAGUAUUCAACGGUGAAGCAGUUGAUGGAAAUGAAUCGGAUGCUUCAGAUUCUUCGGCUGAAAAUCAGCAGCAAAUUAAGCCCGACUCGUACAAUACUCCGUGGCCUCAAAGUUACAGGCAGUCCAUUGAUUUAUACAGCAGUGUACCCUCGCCGAACAUCGGGUUCUUGGGCACUCCGACGCUUUCAAGAUUAAGCAGUUCAUAUCUUUCAUCGUCGUUAACCAGACGACACACUCCGGAAUCGUUAUCUGCGGCGACGAAGCCAUUGUUGCCGAAUGUUGAUGAUCAAAUACAGCCUCAUGGACGAAGCUCUCACACUUUGCUGCCUCCGAUCCCGUCGAGGAGACAUUCCUCAAGAUUUGACGGUAAAACAUCCAAAGUCUCGCAUGAAAUUCCACUCCCUCGACAGUGCUCUUACGGUCAAGCCGUUCUCAAUGGGAUUAAUGUGCUAUGUGGAGUGGGGAUCCUAUCAACCCCAUAUGCAGCAAAAGAAGGAGGAUGGUUGGGGCUUAUAAUAUUAUUCACAUUUGCUCUGCUCUCAUUUUACACUGGCCUGCUGUUGCGCCAAUGCCUUGACAGCCAACCUGGCCUCGAAACUUACCCCGAUAUCGGCCAAGCUUCUUUCGGCACCUCCGGUAGAAUCGCCCUCUCUAUAAUUUUAUACGUUGAGCUAUAUGCUUGCUGUGUUGAGUAUAUAAUUUUAGAGGGUGAUAACUUGGCAUCAUUAUUCCCAAAUGCAUAUAUUAGUUGGGGUGGAUUCGAGUUAAGCCCGCAACGUCUGUUUGCUUUGGUGACGACCCUUGCUGUUCUUCCCACCGUUUGGCUCAGAGACCUCAGUGUUCUUAGUUAUAUUUCUGCUGGUGGAGUGGUGGCAUCAAUCAUGGUAGUACUCUGCUUGUUUUGGGUUGGUUUGGUUGACAAAGUUGGGUUCCAUAACAAAGGGACACCCUUAAACAUUGCUACUCUUCCUGUUGCUGUUGGGCUCUAUGGUUACUGUUAUUCAGGACAUGCUGUUUUCCCCAACAUCUAUUCUUCAAUGGCAAAGCCUAAUCAAUUCCCUUCCGUUCUUCUUGCCUGCUUUGCAAUCUGUUCAUUGUUGUAUGCUGGAACUGCAGUUAUGGGUUACACAAUGUUUGGAGAAGCGACGGAAUCACAGUUUACUCUUAAUAUGCCUAAAGAUCUCAUUGCUUCAAAGAUUGCAGUGUGGACAACAGUAGUCAACCCCUUCACCAAGUAUGCAUUGACAAUGUCACCGGUGGCAAUGAGUCUUGAAGAGUUGAUUCCAUCAAGCCAUCUUAAGUCUCACAUCUAUGCCAUCUUGAUUAGAACAUCGCUUGUGAUCUCCACCUUGAUUGUUGGUCUCACCAUCCCCUUCUUUGGAUUGGUCAUGUCAUUAAUAGGAUCUUUGCUCACAAUGCUUGUGACCUUGAUACUUCCUCCUGCUUGUUAUUUAAGCAUCUUGAGGGGUAAAGUAACCCGUUUUCAGGCAACACUUUGUAUUAUGGUUAUUGCAGUGGGAGUAGUUUCAUCAGUCUUUGGAACAUAUUCAGCGCUCUCUAAAAUUGUUGAGAAUUUGAGAAGCUAAAAGUUUCAAAUAUUUACCAAGUUUAAUCAACUUGAGCUUCCUUGUUUGGUGCAAGACAUAUUCAAUGGUUUGCUGCUUCUGCAAUUCCAAAGUUUUGAGUUUAAUUCUUGAAUGUUUAUAUCCCU
This is a messenger RNA of Hibiscus syriacus, 1984 nucleotides long. Its product is annotated as amino acid transporter AVT1C-like. The record is from RefSeq and is a predicted model, not a curated record. Bases 111 to 1859 code for a protein of 582 amino acids. Gene Ontology annotation, cellular component: plasma membrane. Lineage: Eukaryota; Viridiplantae; Streptophyta; Magnoliopsida; Malvales; Malvaceae. The transcript has 13 exons.